GAGAGAGAGAGAGAGAGAGAGAGAGAGAGUGAGUGAACUGAGUCUGGGUCAGGUUGGACUGUCAUAUCAGACAUUCAGAGAGAGAGGGAGAGAGAGAGAGAGAGAGAGAGAGAGAGAGAGAGCACAGCAGGAGAGGGGAGGUAUGUCAGAGGAUGUGGUUUCUCUUAGCUUGCAGAACAUUGCACAUACUUUGAGCAUGACCUAAACAGCAGCACGCGAAGUGUGUUUUCUGCGCUCCGUCUGCCGCAGGACCCAUCCGCUUGGCAUCUCCUGGAGCUUGGAUCUUCUGUUUGUUAUUGUGCUGCCACAUCAAAAGGGAAUAGAGCAAGGAGAUUUGUAUCCCAGUCAUCCCUCUUGCGGUUCACACGCUGGUUAGUGGGGUCGCACGGCAGCUUGACUUCAGAUCAGUGACUUAAACUUGCAGCGCCUGCGUAUCGAAACCUUCACAACAGGCUUCAGUGUGCACUCGUUCAGCAGAAAUGGGCUGCGGGCUGAGGAAGUUCCGUCAGACGGAAGACAACAGUCCGGGAAAAAUCUACUCCACCCUUAAAAGGCCACAGGUGGAGACCAAGACUGGGGUCGCCUACACCUAUCAACACUUAGACUUCCUGGUGGGGAAAGACGAUGGGACGUCCACGCUGUGUCUGUCUUCAGUGAGAGAGCUGCCAUCUCAGCUGCAGGAUCUCUACCAGCGGGGCUUCAUCCUGACAGCUGUGCAUCCUUUCGUCCAUUCGUGUGGUCCGGAGCACGCCAGCGUCCAGCGUCGACUCUAUCGUGCUGUGCUCAUCAAAGUCUCUGACAGUUGGGAGACGAAUCCAGACUUUGAUCCUUACCAUCUAAAACUGGAGGAGUGCAUGUCUGCAGAGCAGAUCCCCACCUCUGAACACAUUCAGGGCUAUGUGAAAAAACAGAUCCAAGAUGCAGCAGAUCAGGGCAUCAUGUUUGCAGGCUUCAUCCAGGAGCCAGCUGGCCUACGCCCACACGUGCUACGGCACGGAGAACCAGAGGAACCCUCCCUCUCCCUGCACUCCAGCCCUAGCUCGUUGCACGGCUCUGGGCUGACACCCAGCCCGAGCCCCCUGGAGGAGCCGGAGCUGGGAGACGAGCCCGGAGCGGAGAAUCAAUCGAACGAGGCUCAGAUAGACGACGUUAGAUCUUCUGCGGGAGAAGAUGGAGAUGAUCUCUCCAAUGAGACAUCAGGCAUGAAAUCUGGAUCUGGUGAAACACAGCCGAGAGAUAAACUCACGCACAACAACAACGACACGGCCAAAAUCACAGACGCAUCAGAGAGACCCAGCAGAUUGCUCCUGGCUAAAAGAGGAGCUGAGCUCUUUGGAUUGUUUAAUUUUCCUGGUCGCCGUGAGGGUCAGUUCAAGUACUACACUGUUAAAGUUCCUCUCUGGGUCCAGCCGCUCGGUGAUGGUAUUUGCACUUUAGAGGCAAACUGGCUCGACCACAUGACCCAACAUUUCAACAGCGGUGCUUUACUCGUGGAUGGAUACUUUCAACUGACCAAUGACAAUGCAGACCAACUCAGCAGGAGGACGGUGGACAGCGUGUUUGUGUUUCAGGAGGGCGUGGAAGGCGACAUAAACGCAACCCCCGCGUACGACGCUAUUGUGGUGGAACAGUGGACAGUCAUUGACGGUUUACAGGUGAAGACCGACUAUAUUCCACUGUUGCAGUCACUGGCCUCAUUCGGAUGGAGACUCACUUGCGUGCUGCCUACACCUAUUAUUAGGACAAACAGCGAUGGAAGUUUGGCGACCAAACAGAUUGUUUUCCUCCAAAGGCCAAUGCUGUCCCGCAAGAAGAAAGAAUCUAAGAAAGUCAUCUUUAAAGCCCGAAACAAGUGCAACAAGAACUCCGUCAAAGACGCACCAAAGAACAAGAAGAAGAAAGAGAUCACGGCCAGCGUCGACAAGGAUCUCUGUGAUCAAAAGAUCAUUGACGGAUCUGAGAAGAUCACAGAGGAGAGAAACUCAAGUGUGAAUGAACGACAGAAAGACCAAAAUAAUGAGGUUGAAGUGGCGAGCGGAGAGGAAAAGACGCAGGAAGUGCAUGAGACGGCAACGGGAAGUGAGGUGCAUGGAGUGUGCAAGGAAAAACAGGAAGUAGGAAAUGCCAUUGAGGAAAAUAAGGACGAAGUAGAGGUGGAGAUGAGCCACGACAUCUCACCUGUUGUAGACCAUCCGACAACAGGAGAGACGGGACAGUGGUGCGAUGAGGUGGACAAACAAGAAGACACCGCAACCAAUCAGAAUCACGGCAGCGUGCAAGAAGAUGAAUCGUCACCGCCACAUGAUGACGUUUCAGCCGAUCAGGAUUGAAAAUACUUCUUGAUUUGGAGCUUUAUGAAUGUACAAAAUGCUGUACUGAAAAAAAAUAACAUUUUGGUCUCGUUUCACAGUAAAAUAUCUAAGCAUCCUUAAAGCUAGAUCCGUUUACAAGAUAUACAGCACAAGAUUUACCACCUAGUUGUUUUUCUCACUUUGUAUAAAGCGGCAUCUAAAUUAUAAAUUACAUAAAAAUAUUAACACUUCUACCUAGUUUAGUUCAGACAUCUUUACCUAAAACGAGACUAAUAAAGUGAUUUUUUGCAGUAUAGCUUUACAGUACCAGACAGUAGCUGUCAGACAGACACCUCACCUGACAUUGUGACCUCUUUUAACCAAUGCUGAACAUGUCAGCUCGCCCCUGGAGGGGAGAGAGAUUUCAUCCCUUCUUCAAAUGAACCGAGAGGACUCCUAUAACCAGAAAAGGAGAUGAAAUGGGACGAGAUUGUUAUCAGUAAAUGCACUGGAUAAGAAAAACCACAUUAAUAUUUACACUGUGACCAGCUCAAAGACUUCAUUUCUACUGAAGACAGCAGGCGCAUGUGGUGGUGGAGAUGGUUACUGUUGCGAGAAGCAAUCGAUUGUGAUGUAAGAUGCAUACGUUUGUGUAUAUUUUUGUUUUACGUUUGUAUUUCAUGAUUACUUCACCAUUCAAACAGAAUAGUUUUUAUUGUAAAAGAAAAUAAGACUGGGAUCGUAUCUGGUCAUAUUCUUCAUCACGCCGUUGGGGCAACUUGGUUUUUGUAAAUUUUAAUGCAUAUCCCCCACUGUUUUAACUCGCAUACUAUUCCAAAUCCUUGACACUUUGCUUAGCCACCAGUGUAUGUUUUCAAUUGUUUCAAACGGAGGCGUCGCGAUUUUCAAAAAGCGACAGCAGCUGCCGUUUUUUCCGCGUUGAUCGUCUACGCUUGACUUUUUUUCCGCGUUCAGCGCCCAGAGUUACAAAAAAAUUCAACUUUGGGUGAAACGCUCAGCUUUUCAAUGUCACUUUUCACUCAGUCGUCCAAUCACAGUGGAGGAGGGCCGGGACAAAUAUCACAACAACCAACCGGUGCAAAGCAGAAGUAACAUAGCAACCAAAACGCCCAGCUGAAAAAAACUGGCAAGCGCCUACAGUCGGCGUCCGCCUGGCAUUUCAGCCGUGUUUUUACGCCUUGGUGUGCACGCCCCCUUAAUGUGUGAAAGAAGUGACAAAGUUAAAUAGGGUUAUUAAAGUAGUCCAUACCCAGCAAGCAAUUUUGCUUUCAAAAGAUAACCAUCUAAACACAGCCCAGACUGCUAAAACAAAGUAAAAUUUGAGCUGUCAGUGAAAAUUUAAUAGAUGUCUAACCAUAGCCUAAAAAUAAAUGAAAGCAAACAACUUGUAAUCACUUAUUAAUUUGCUUAAUAUCAGACAUCUCAAGUCAUUUCGGCAAUGUAGCCAAAUUCAAGUUAAUUUUUGCUAGAAGUGGGUUAUCCAUAAUCUGACUUAUAUCGGGUCUAUAUUUAACCUAUAGGCGGUGAAAUUGCUUGCUAGGUAAGCGUCUUCUUGUGAACUACCUAUGUAGACGGCAUUUCCAGGCAUUACAUGCUCCAUAAAUGAACCAGCAUAGGUGAUGUGUUAAUGUUGCCUCCUAAGGUAUCUUGUUUUGACCUUUAAGGGUAGCUGCCCGUGUAGGACGUAGACAACAAAGAUUACUAGAGGUUAGUAAAAGCUUAUAAAGUCGUCUAAAAGUCACAAAAGCUCUUUGUGUAAGAAACAGUCGAAACUUAAAUUGUUAUUUGCCACACCGUAGCCUUCAAAUCUCAUUCAUGCUUGUGUACUUUCAAAUAUGGUGCGUCAAGACACGUCACGCCUGGUUUGAAAACAAUUAUAAGGGUUUUGGAAGCGCUCGGCUUUAGUUUUUUACAUUAUGGCAAUCCGCCGUAGCUUUAAAACAAACCGAGUGGCAGCUCGACACUGGAAUUAAAUAGAAGUCAUGUUUGCAGACGCAAUUCACAAAGGAUAAAAAUCAAGUUACGCCCUACAUUAUUCAUUUUUCCAUCUGUCACACGUGUACAUUCUUUUGUAGAUCAACAAUUGAUUGAAAAUCAUACAUAACGCUUCUUUUCAGUUCUUAUCAUUAAAACCAAAUUGUGUUCUCAAUAGAGGGGAGAAAAAUGGGAGUGUGACUUCAUCAGAGCAAAGCGGCAUGCUGUUAUUAUGACGACCGCAGUCAUUUAUUCAAUUUGCAUAAAGAAUAAACGGAUACGCGGAUAAUCUGGACAGAAGGUUGUGAUACAGUGGGGUUAUUUUAUGAGAAUUUUAUUAUUACCCUGAUGAUCUGGGAUGUUGGCGAUUUUAAAGUGAUGAAGAACAGAUAGUGAGGGUUCAUGCGGUUACUCUCUAGCGUUUAUUAAUGAAACAAAUGUCUUUAAUCCUGAAAUGAGAUCCUAUAAUCCACCUGAAAUCACAAGACCCAAAUGAUUUCAGAUGAAAAGUAUUAUCCUUACUAAAUCACUGUUUAGACGUGAGGAGCUCAGAUGCAAAAUCCACUAAUCGCCACACGCAUCAAAAAUUUGUUAAUUAUAUUGGCACGUAUUAUACAUUCAUCUAAUACUUUCGCUUCAAAUGCGCUUAAACCCGACCUCAGACAAAAAUACAAAAAUUCCAGAAAGUGCAUGGAAGACGAAUUGGCUGAACGAAAUGACCAUGGAUCACAUUAAAACUUGGGUCCAAGUGAGUAGUGCAUUUAUUUCUACUGAGGAAGGUGUAUCCCCAACUACAAUAAUCAUAACUCCCCGAAUCUUUACCGGAUUUUCACACAGUUUGGUUACACAUAAGUGACGUUAGUUACGAUGACAUAAUAUUAUAAAUGGUAAAAUAACCACAUGUAUUGUUUAAUCUUACUUGUGAAAGGUAAUCCCAUACGAUCUGGCAUCAAUACUGCUAUUACGGUUAUUACAAUCGUAAGUUUAAAAAAAAAAUACAGGCAAAGUUGCUUGCUCUCCGCUGACUGUAAUUGACUCUGCUGCUAGCAUAAAGUGAGCAGACCCAACUAAUUUGGCGGCAACGCUGGAUUACAUUCCAGCACGUCAUGAGGCGUCUACGUAUAUAAUUUCUAUAUGUUCCUGGGGUAAAACCUUUCCUUUUGGCAGGGUUCAUCAGCUAAAAUUUGCAUUCCCGGUGCUAAAUAUCACGUUAUUGGAGUCGCUUUAACCCGUGGACAUGAAAAAAGUCCACUGCAACAGUAUUAAAGUAGCCUGACUCUGCUGGAAAAAAAAUCGCAGACUUGGCAACUGUCUUGACCAAAAAAGUGGGGGUUUUGCCAAAAAAAAGCUUGCAUGCACAGACAGGGUUUUGCGGCAAAAUUUAGCAAUAACCGCCUAAUAACCUUUUUAAUUCCCAUUAAAGUGUCAUUUAUUAAAGGGGACAUAUCAUGAAAAUCCAUGUUAAGGUGCUAUAAUUGGGUCCACAGUGCUUCUAUCAACCUAGAAAAUGUGAAAAAGAUCAACCCAAUAACUUAGUUUUGAUAAACCAUUCUUUGGAAGCAUGUGAAAAAAAUAGGUCAUUAAAAUUUGGCUCCCCUUGUGAUGUCAGAAGGGGAUAUUACCGCCCUUAAUCUGCACUAUCCAACCACGGCACUGCCAUUUAGUGCCGAGAUCAGCUCAUUUGCAUGUAAAGGACACAUCCAAAAACGGCACAUUUUUGCUCACACCUAUAAAGUGGCAAAUGUAACAUGCUUUAAUAAAUGAAUGGGGUAUUUUGAGCUAAAACUUCACAUAUGUACUUUGGAAACACCAAAUAUUUCUUUUCCAUCUUAAAAAAAGUCUUGUGAAAUGUCCCCUUUAAUCCAAACAAUAGAGCCUGAUAAACAAUGCUGAUUUACAAGAAAACAUGUCAGAUAUACUUAAAAGCAUUUGCAUCUGAACUCCUCAUAUGUUUUAGAAAAAGUUUUACUAUUUAAUAUUAAAGAAAUACACUGGUAAUACAAAUAGCUGAUAUAACUAUGAAUGUAAUUGCAUCAAACCAAGGCGCAUGCACAAGGAAACACUUUUCAACCAAAAUAUUUAACUGAAAAAUGUUUGGGGGUCAUAUAUGAUGAAACAUCAGAAACAACAGUUUUGAGACCAAAAAAGUAUUUACAUGAAAACAAAGAUGUACAAAUGCAGCAUCAUUUGCAUAUGGUUUGAAAUGUUAUGAUCCACUGAUAUAGCAAAUCCAAUAUUUUUAUAGUUUUUGGCCCACUUUAUAGCUUACCAGAGCUCUACUGUAUGUGUGUUUUCCAGUAAGUCAGCACAGUUGGUGUCUGUCUGUAUUUAUACUCUGGGUUUGCAGUGUCAGGGGUUUUCCAGCAUGUGCUCCUCUGGAAGGGCACACGGGCGGUUCUGCAUUAGCUCUAAUGGCCGGAGGGGUCACAUUUAAAAUCAUAAUGGCUUUUCCGCUCCCCCCUCCUGCUGAGAAAAACGUCUCCAGCGCUUGCUCUCCUCACAGAGGUCGUCACACUCCAACUUCCCAAUAAAAGAUGCUGUUUUCAUUCUGUCAGCAUACGCUUUGAAGAAAAUUCACUUUGCACUUCCCCGCUAUGUUUCCUGGCCUCUUCUGUGACUUGUUCUGUUGUUCUCCGAGCAGUUUCUAACCCGCCAUCAUUAUAAUUGUGUUUUGUCACUGUGCUGUUUGUCAGACGGUAUAUGAGGGGGAGAUUGGGUGUUUAUUGUUUGACGAUGAUGAUUGAACCAGAAUAGAAAAAACGCAUUCUGAUCGUCUUGUUUUCAUUUCUAACGUGUUCAAUCUCUUAGGCAGAAAAUGUUUUUUUCAGCAUUACUUGCUGAUGAUCACUGACAGAUAAUAAUUAUGUUACAGUAUGUGCUAGUAUGAAUACUGCCGUAAUGUCAGCAUCUGAUAAGCAUAGCUCUUUUUCUCUAUUAUUCAUUUAGUUUGGAAAAUAUGGCUGUGUUUGCAAUAGUAUAGUAGUGAACUACAUACAGCACAUUACAUUUUAUGCCACAUAAUAUUUUUUAUAUUUAAAGUGCCAUUUUAUCCCCUAAAACUCAUUUUUGAGCACCAUAAUAGCAAAUGUAAACAUUUAUUUCUGUGAUAAUAAUUUCUUCACGCCUUAAAAUAGCUUGAAUGUAACUCUACACCAUUGCCUCAUCUAGUAUAUGUGGAUCUAUGAAUAUGCAAAUUAGUCCCCGUCUCUACUCAAUCACAUCAGCUUGAACCAUAGAUUUGGAUAUGCAAUGGCAAUUCGGACAUAUUUUACAAGGUGGCUAAUUUGUACGACCACAUUCGUAAAUGUUUGUACAAUUUGGUUUUGCCGCUGUGACGUUGGGGGUAGGGGCGGGGAUUCGUUAUGGUUUUAUUUUACGAAAAUCGUGUGGUCUUCUACGAUUCACUUCGCAGGAAAUUAUACGUUAUCGCCAACUUCUAAAAUGUCUACGAUUUCUUGUGAGAUCAGGCUGGAAUAUUCAAAUUAGUUCCCACCUCUGCUCAGACCAUAGAUAUAUAUGUACAUAGAUGCCACAUUUGGCAGUUCCAAAAACUUAGCUGCCGGUUUCACAAUGCAUACAUGAGCUGCGCGUUUGCAUAAUUCUUUUAUAGUUCUAAAUUUUUGCCCUGUGACAUUGGGGGUAGGGGCAGGGUUCAUUAUGGUUUUAUUUUAUGAUAAUCAUGUGUUUUUCUACCAUUCACUUCGUACGAUUCGCCAACUCGAAAAAUACCUACGAUAUCUUGUGAGAUUAGGCUGAAAAAUGCAAAUUAGUUCCCACCUCUACUCAAUCACACAGCUCAGACUAUAGAUAUAUAUGUACAUAGAUAACACAUUUGGAAGUUUCAAAAAACGUCACACUGGGGUUAGGGGCGGGGUUUCGUUUUGUUUUAUUUUAUGAUAACCGUGUUUUUCUAUGAUUCACUUCGUACGAAUUCGCCAACUCGUAAAAUACCUAUGAUAUCUCGUGAGAUUAAGAUAAAAUAUGCAAAUUAGUUUUCACCUCUACUCAAUCGCACAGCUCAGACCAUAGAUUUAUAUGUACAUAGAUGCCACAUUCGACAGUUCCAAAAACAUAGCUGCCGGUUCACAAUGCAUACAUGAGCUGCGAAUGUGCAGAAUACAUUUUUUAGCUUAAAUUUUCUGCUCCGUGACAAUGGGGUUAGGGGCGGGGUUUGUUAAGGUUUCAUUUUAUGAUAAUCAUGUGUUUUUUUAUGAUUCACUUCGUACAAAUUCGCUAACUCGUAAAAUACCUACGAUAUCUCGUGAGUUCAGGCUUAUAUAUGGAAAUUAGUUCCCGUCUCUACUCAAUCGCACAGCUCAGACCAUAGAUAUAUAUGUACAUAGAUGCCACAUGCGGGAGUUCAAAAAACGUAGUUGCCGGUUUCACAAUGCAUACAUGAGCUGCUAGUUUGCAGCAUUAUUUUUAGCUAAAAAAAAUUCCCCUGUGAUGUUGGGGUUAGGGGUGGGGUUCAUUAUGGUUUUAUUUUAUGAUAAUCGUGUGUUUUUCUAACAUUCACUUCGUACGAUUCGCCAACUUGAAAAAUAAUUACGAUAUCUUGUGAGAUUAGGCUGAAAUAUGCAAAUUAGUUCCCACCUCUACUCAAUCACACAGCUCAGACUAUAGAUAUAUAUGUACAUAGAUGCCACAUUUGGAAGUUCCAAAAACGUAGCUGCCAGUUUCACAAUGCAUACAUAAGCUGCGCAUUUGCAACAUAAUUGUUUAGCUUUAAUUUUUUGCCCCAAGACGUUGGCGUUAGGAGCGGGGUUUCAUUUCGGUUAUAUUUUAUGAUAAUCGUGUGUUUUCUACGAUUCACUUCGUACAAAUUCGCCAACUCAUAAAAUACCUACGAUAUCUCAUGACAUCAGGCUGAAAUAUGAAAAAUUAUUUCCCGUAUAUACUCAAUCGCACAGCUCAGACCAUAGAUAUAUAUGGACAUAGAUGCCACAUUCAGCAGUUCCAAAAACGUAGCUGCCAGUUUCACAAUGUAUACAUGAGCUGUGCAUUUGCAACAAUUUUUUUAGCUCAAAUUUUUUGCCCGUGACGUUGGGGGUAGGGGAGGGGUUUGUUAUGGUUUUAUUUUAUAAUAAUCGUGUUUUUCUACGAUUUACUUCGUACGAAUUUGCCAACUCGUAAAAUAACUAAAAUUUCUCGUGAGAUCAUGUGGAUAUUAGUUCCCGCCUCUACUCAAUCGCAGAGCUCAGACCAUAGAUAUAUAUGUACAUAGAUGCCACAUUCGGCAGUUCCAAAAACGUAGCUGCCGGUUUUACAAUGCAUACAUGAGCUGCGCGUUUGAAGCAUAAUUUUUUUUAUCUCAAUUUUUUUUGCCCCUCUGAUGAUGCACGGUUCAUUAUGGUUUUAUUUUAUGAUAAUUGUGUGUUUUUCUACAAUUCACUUCAUACGAAUUGGUCAACUGUCGACUAUAGAUAUAUAUGUACAUAGAUGCCACAUUCUGCAGUACCAAAAACAUAGCUGCAGCACAAUUUUUUUAGCUCUGAUGUUAACAGGUAAGCAUGUGUGAGCAGCGAGUGCUCGCGUCACAGAAGUAGAGCUAAAGCAGCUGUGCUGCGAGCUGUGUGCGAGUCUAUGCAUCCAUACAUAUCUAUGGCUCAGACUGGCUGAUCCACUCGUUCAACUGUUGAUGUGAUUGGUCGCAUGUUUGUGACGUAAAAAACUGAUGCGAUUUCAAACCGUGCUUUGGAAAACUGCACAUUUAUGAUGAAAAUACUCAGCAAGGGAGAUUGCUGAAAUGAUGAAUUUGAAAACUUGAUUUUCACCACAGGGGGAGUUAAAGCAGUUUAGAAUGAAUGAAUAAGCUACAAAAUGAUGUGCUAAAUUUUAUUACAGGUUGAGUCCUAAGUCACAGUGCCUAUGGUUAAUGUAACAUGAAUAGCCGAUAUGGAAGUUGACCGUAUCCUUCAUACAGUAUACUCAUAUGCCACAUAUAGUAUCCCUGUGUUCCAUGCAUAUUAAAUAUGUAAACUGUGCACAGUAUACACACUACUAAAAGUAUGAAAGUAUGUUAUUCCAAACACAGCCAUUGUCCAGUCCUAAGAUAAUAUAAUCCUCUCCAAGCAUACGCUCAACAGCUAUUCACCUCCCGCUUUGCGACACCGGAUCUCAAAUGACAAUAUGCGAUUGAAUUAGUUGGCAGUGAUGAAUGCUUUGUGUGCAAAAAGUAACAUACCUGAUCUAUACCACCUACAGUGUCUACUUUCUUUCCAAUGCAGAUUCAUACAAUAGGUAUGAGAUCGGUGAGUUCUUGGGCCUGCGUGGUCAGUCGGUGUGUUUGUACGGAUGACAGAUGAGCUAUUAAGGAAAAACAAGAAUGUAAAAGAGGGAGACAGGAUCUACCCUUCCAUCAAUGAAAUGAUGCCAGGCAAUAUUUACUGUCCUCUUCAGAGUGAACGCUGCGGUCGGCCCAAGUCUCCUGUAGUUCUUUUAGCAUAUAUGAAGAAAAAUAACAUCUGCGAGUAUUCUGCACAGGCAGGAGAGAUCAUUCAUUGUAUCUAAUAAUAAUGCACAUGUACAGGCGUGCACCACAGUCUAUUUUAUUUCUGUUCUCAUGCUUUGCAGAAGUCAUUAAAAACUGCAUCUCUCGCCUCAAACGCGUGCUUGUGUAUCUGAAGAAAAAAAAACAUUCACCAUCUCUGCCUCCAGAUUUGCAGGUUGCUUUGAUUGUUGUCAAUACUGAUCAAUGUUUUCAUGAUAAUGUCAUCUGUACAAUUUGUAUAUUAUAAUAAAUAUGAUUUAUAUUUGA
Molecule: messenger RNA, 11043 nt
Organism: Paramisgurnus dabryanus
Lineage: Eukaryota; Metazoa; Chordata; Actinopteri; Cypriniformes; Cobitidae
Gene: rftn1b
Product: raftlin, lipid raft linker 1b
Source: RefSeq, a predicted model, not a curated record